Molecule: messenger RNA, 5856 nt
Organism: Pocillopora meandrina
Lineage: Eukaryota; Metazoa; Cnidaria; Anthozoa; Scleractinia; Pocilloporidae
Source: the annotation of a GenBank genome assembly
GGUGAAUUUCAACAAAGAAGUUCUGCUAAUUGCUACUCGGCUUUUGAAUCCGCGGAUAGCAAUUAACUUGAAGAUUCUGCAGUUAAGUGAAAUCAUAAAAUUUAAUGAGGCUCACAUACAAUCCAUUCAGAAACAUAUUGAAUACACCUGAUCGUUUUUAAAAUCAUCAACUCCCGGAAGAGCCCCAGUUCGCUGCUGUUCCUCUGUAUGUCCAAGAUCUUUUCUUCAAUCGCAGUUAACAGGUUAGCGGUGAGCACACUUGUUAAAUAUUUAUCAUGUAAAGUUUUGAGUGUUAUUUUAAUCUUUGUCAGAUUUCGUUUGAACAGAGAAGUAGUUCAUUUUGACGGAGUAACGCGUUAAAUUUGAGACAGUUUUUUAUUACCUCAUGUUUGCGGUUUUCACCCGUCAUUCAACCUGACAUUAGUCGCUCGGUCAAACGUUAAAAUCUUCCAUAGAUGAUAUGUAAAAUUCGUCAUUAAGGAGUUUCUACGUACAUUUGUGAGACUUUUCCGAGAUUAUCAGAACUUAUAGAUAGGGAAGAAAUAGAGCAAGGUUGUUAAAUCUAAACAGUUUUCUCGGCCAUCUGUUUGACCUAAUGAUUUAUUGGUCUGCUUUACGUUGCAAAGGAACAUGAAAAAGCUCUUGUAAGAGUGGCGAAACUGGCUUCGAGUCUUCAAAACCAUCUAGAUUUGUCUCUUCGUCUCUGAGUGAAGCAGUAAAUGUUUCUAUCAAUUUCCAUCCCAAAUUUUAGAGGUCAAUAUAUUAAUAUUUUCCUUCUUGUCUUGAUUUUCUAUUUCGGUCGUCGGUUGGAUAUUUUCCAGAGGCCAAUUUUGUUUCGCUAGGAUCAAUUUGCGUAACCGACUCAUUGAGAACAAACUAAAUCGUCGAACAGGUGAUGCGAUUUUGUCACCUCAGUUUCAAUUCCUACAAAGCAUUGAUAUAAAUCAUGAUAAUAUUUGUACUAGUCUUUUGCUGCAAAAAAACUAGAAUCUGAUCUCAGUCUGGUUACGAAAUAAAACUGGAGAAGGGAAACGACGAAAGAAGAAUAGGUUUUGAGGUGACGCACGGCGCAAUCAAAUGAAAAGUUUACAUCAAAUGGUGAUAUUAAUAUUAUAAUUUUGCCAGGAGUCGACCCACCACACCAGUCAACGCUUGAAAAUGUUCCGACCAACUAAGCUAUGUCGAUAAAACCAUUUUAAGUUCAAGUUAAGCAGUAAGACUUAUGGUUUGGUUUUCAAUUCGUAGAAUCAAACUUGAAGGAUCUUUAUUUGGGAAAUGAAUUGUUUUGUCUUGGGGGAAGAAAAAGGAACCCUUCUUUAAUUUAUUCCCUUCAUUGUGCGUAAAAGGCAUCUAAAAUCCCGGAAAAUUGAAUGAUGUGACAUCGAAUUUUUUGUUCGUUUUCCAGUUUUUAAAUUUCUGUGAGGUGUCGCUUUUUGUAGUUCAAUUUCCAACAGGUGUAAAUGGCGACGCUGAACCAUUUAUUACAAUAUCGUUUAUUAUUACCAGCCAUGACAUUUUUUAUUAUUCAAAUUACAUACACUGCACAAAGAAACACUGCAUUGAAACCACCAAAGCUGGCUUAACUGUUGACAACACGCAAAAACACCUCAACUAGCUUAAAUAAAAAAUUUAAAAUUCUCAACCUUACCUUUCAAAACAGAUAUUUCCCAAGCAGUUGCUUUCUUGGUGUUUUUAGGAAUUGCAUCAUCGAUAGGGGAAUCAAUGUCUGCAUCUGAAAAAUCGUGAAACUUUGAGUUAGCCGAAGCCAUGGUGUAAUGACGGUGGUGUGUUGAAUUUCAACCACGGCUAUCCCACGAUAAUAACGUCAAGGAGGUUGAUCCGUCACAACCCUGUAUCACGAGGUGCAAUUCAGCCAAUCAGAAAAACGGAAUUCGAACAGUGUCUGAAAGUUGAAUAAUUAGUUGAAUAAUAAAGAUUAGCGUUAAAUACGCCACAUAAUUUACAGAGUUUAGCGACACUGCAAUAGCGCUGCAUUUAUCUUUAAUAGAUUUUUUUAACGGUGUCGGAAGACUCUUGCAGUUGAACUGAGUCUUGUUGGAACUCUUAGCUCAAUUUAAGAAGCUUUUCAUCAGCUUCGAAUUCUCUUCAAAAAGCAUAUCCAGCAUAUAGUUUGUCGAAGUGGUUGAGACCAAUGAGUUAACAAGUCUUUGCGUACGGAGGUCAGUACGGGAUUUCAGAUGUCACCAAUAACCAAUAGUCUGAUGCGUACACGUGUUAUCCAUUCAGCAUAACAUAUGAAUGUAGUGCUGACUUCUAAGUAAAAGUGUGACGAAAUUGCUGUCAAGGUUUCCCUGUAAAAAGAACGGCUAAGAAAUGUACAAAGUUUUAAAACGAACGCGGUGUCCUUUUGUUCUUGUCAUUAGAUCUUCUGUUUUGCUACGAUCUCUUUGCCGUCGCCUUGGUGGUUUUGUUAAACUCUAUAGUAGUAGGGAGUUUAAAUAAAGACGACGGCGACGCCGUAGGCAACGUCAAUUAAAAAAAACUUCUAUCAGUUCUACCUCCGUUUCUCGCGAUACUCUCAAGUCAUUUAGUUUGUUGCUUACUGUCAAAACUAUUUCGCGCAACUGGGUAUGGAACACAGCGUUAAUAGAAAUUUACAAAAUUAGCCAUCGUCGUUCACGUUCUCCGGACGACGCAAAGUUUGGUCAUUUCACGUUGUUUUUGUGCAGGACGCUAAGAAAUUUACAAAGAUUUAUAACGCACGUGCACAGCCAUCGUUCUGCUCAUUCAACCUUCUAUUUAUUGACGUUCUGUUGCCGUUGCCGUCGUGGUUUUCUUCAACUCCCUACUGAAUCUUUAAUGCAGCGGUAUCCUUUGUCGGCGGCAAGGAAGAUCAACAAAUAAUUGUUAUCGACAACGAAGUCGUAGGGGAGCAUUUCGAACACUUAAUGUUUUCUACCACAGACAUCGUGUUACGUGCUUGUAAUACUUUCGAUAUUCUCCUUGCAUGUCCAAUGAAAAAACUAGCACAAUCAAUUCAACAACUGAACGAACUUUAGUUCGUGUAGUGUGAUCGUCCGGGUGAGUGUAGUUCUGAAAAAAACUGUUGUUGGUGACAACAACAGUUCUUUACAGAACUACACUCACCCGGACGAUCACACUACACGAACUACUGAUACUCCUGGGUUCAAACCAUUUACUUUACUGAACGAACUUUAUUUAUCCCUUACCUUUACUACAGUUAAAAAUGUCACAGUAUUUUAAAAUUAUGAAUGUAAGGUGGUAACUGACGGCCCAAAAUAACCUUAAAGCGGGUAAGUUUCUAAAAAAACUGUGGUGCUGCGUCGGUGGGAGAGUGUAUAGCAGGUAAUUUAGUGUUAACAACUGAGUUGAAAACGUAAAUUUGCCGUCAUAAAAAAUAAAAAAGCUGACGUUUCGAGCGUUAGCCCUUCGUCAGAGCCCAAUCGCUAACCUUAGUUGGGUAAAAAUCUCAAGUUGCCUCUUAAUUAUGUAAUUUUGCAGUUUAUGGCCGGUAUAGUUGAACCAAAGAGCUUACAAUGUGUAAAGUAUGUAAAUGAAGUUUAGAAAAAAUUAGAAGACAGCGCACAUACUGCUAGAAAUAUUGAGGGUAAGAUGAGAAGUUGAUACUUUAAUUUGCGCUUGAAAGAGGAUGAGGUUGAGCUUUUGAUAUCUUCAUUUAUUGAAUUCCAAAUAACAGGGCCAUGAAUUUGGGUAAUGAAUUUCCCAUGAUUAGUUCUUUUCUUAGGAACGUGAUUUCAGAAAACAUUUCACCCUGGAGCUUAUCCGAUCUGUCUGCUAUUUGGCCAAGGAACCUAUUGAGCACUGAAUUGAUUUAUUUAGGCAAAGUUUAUUGGCUAUAAUUUUAGGGUUAAAUGUAAACUGAAUUAAUUAUUGACUUGAUUACGAAGUGAUGCUUUGUCUUCCCGUUUUGCAUAUCUUAAUCAGUCCUUCGGUUUACUCCUCGCCUACUUGUUCAAAAUUUUACAGAACUUUCCGACAAAAUGAAGAGCCUGGUGUUAAUACUUAUUUUGUCCGUGAUGUUUCAAGCCAAAGCAAAGAAGGAUCCUGAUUACAUUUACAAAGCGGCUGCCCAGGUGAGGGUGUUUUUACUCAGACAUAUAUCUUUUUUUCUCUUUGGUGUGUGUUAUCGUCUUUCAUUAUACCAGCUGCAAUGUUACAUUCUAACCGUCUCAGCUCAACAAUUUUGUAUCGUAGCCGCCGAUAUAAUUUGACAGUUUUCUCUAUGGAAAUGACCAUUCAAAAUUUUAAACUGAAGUGCAAAAAUAAAAUACUGAUGAAGACUGAAAAAUUAUAUUCUGAAGAGGAAGUUUAUUAUAACACAUGAGUUUUUCUCUUUGUCCCUUUAAAUUAUUUGUAAUCAAUGUCGAUUGAAUUUGUGUACAUACGUGGAAGUGCACGAUUACGAGUACGUUCUGGAAUUUUUGCGCACGAGGGACGUUUUGAAAGUUGAGCGCACGAGCCGUGGGUUCGAGCAAUAUGGAAACCUUUGGGAACAUCUCGAGUGACUCAAGAACGAGAAGACUGCGAGCAUGGCAUAAUGUUUUUCUUUCCUCAAAUUUUCAUCUAGUCGCUUUCUAUGCCACCAUGUCCAUUCGAGGGAUUCACAUAGCAUUAAACACUUUUCAACGAUUUGGAAAAUAUAAUAUUCGAUAGUUUGUAUGCUAUUUUGUAAACACCCUUGAAAACAUCGAUAACGAAAGAUGGUCUCGAUAUGCUGUCUCACUUCCAGAAAGGUGGCAUUGAAGUAAUCUGAUAAAUAAUUUAUCCAAAAUUAACAGCUGGCAUUUUUGUAUUUGAUUCAAACUAUACGUGUAUAUGAAAUAUCCUAUAAGCGAAUGAUUUAUCAAAAAUCAUCCCCACAGAUUUGCAAGCCGUAUUUCCUCCAGUGCAAACAAAAUCCCGAUAGAGGGAUAAGCGACUGCUUUCAGGAUGUGUACAAAACCUGUAUUCCGUCGGUAAGUUAUUGCUACGUUCUGUAAACUUUUGGGGUUAAUUACUCCAAAUUAUUGCACAGACUUCAAUUUGACAUCCAUGAUGAGGGGAGUAAAACAAAUGCUUGGUCUGCAAACCUUGGAAUAUAUUGGCACCUUGAAAUCCGCAUAUAUUCUGUUUUCUACUUUUAGUGGAUAAAAAAACCAAAUGAAAGAAUAGAUAUAUAAGGAAUUCAUUUAGCUGAAUAAAUGGAAAACUGAGUUAGUAAGUUAUCUAAUGAACCACAAUUCUUAUUAUCUGUUAACUUAUAAAUUUGUUCUUCUUUAUGAAAUUAUUAAUUCUUUGACUUUAUACUUGCAUAAAUGAUUGCUAAAGCAGUAACUCACAAAUAUGAGUGACAGCCUACAAUUGCAUCUUGUUUGGGAAUGAGCAGCAACUUUGUCAACAACAUUUCCCAGUCAUUAGUUCUCGUCUAAGGGAGGAGCUCUGGAAUAUUUUCAUGUUCCACCACCCCCUUGCCCCUCAUCAUAGACAGAGACUUGUCAAUCAAUUUUCAUUAUUAUUUUCCAUCAUACGUUUUUGGCAACGACUGCCGUUCUGAAAACCGUGUGGUCCCACCAGAGUCCUCCAACCCCGGCCCUCCCCUCCCCAGUUGAUAGAGGAUGAAUGGGCCCCAGAGAAACAUCAUGAUAAUCUUAAAUUAUACAACCAUCAGGCAAAUCUCGCAAAAGAUCUCGGGGUAUUUACUUUUUCAGAGAGAUGCGUGACCCUUAACAAUCUUGUCUCUAUUUUAUAGUUCCGUGAGGAAUUUCAGGCCAUCGAGAAAUGUGUUGUUGACGCUGGAGAUAAUUUGGAGUCUGCGAUGACGUGCACUAAAGGAUUCACAGAAGCCUGAAAGGCUCUUUUUCUCUCAACCAAGGA